AAAUUUUACUACUAAGUUAUCCACAUUCUGACUGAACUCUAGUUGAAGUGGGAUUUUUAAACUGAUUGAUCACUGAAAAGUAAUGAACAUCCAUGUUUAUCUAGUUCUUAGUAUCCAAUUUCGAGAAGUCAUUGCAGAGUAAUUUGUAAAUAUUACUUUUAAAAUUUUCAUAUUUUAAACAGCCAACAACAGGAAUUGUUACUCACAUUUUCAAUUCUAAUCAAAACAGCUGAGUUCUGAGAAAUCAUCUUCUUACUUACCCCUCGAGAAGCAUAGAUCGUGUGUGCUUUCUAGUUUUCUUUUAUACUUUUAUCGACAUUAAUUUAUAUUGCUCUAUGAUAAUCCUUCUUCAUUUAUUCUCACGAUAUAUCUACGUCAAUAUGAUUAAAACGUAUAUAUUGUUUAUGAAGUCUACCUUAACACUUUAUAAGCUUCCAACGUAAAACUCAGCUCAGUAUACUAAGCAGUUUCAUUAUACACACACAUAGUUUCAGCUGUAGGCAAGCAAAAACAACAGUAAUUAACAACCUUUGUAGAAUGGUAGAAUUAAAAGUCAGUCUGUAAUUGGGUUGGUUUCGGAAAAUAUUAUGCUUGCUUAGUACCAGUGACCUCGAAGUGGGAUAUUAAUCAGAACUAAAGUCGAUUCCAAUUAGGUUGUAUGUGACAACAGAGUAACAUUCAGUUUACUAUAAUUUUUUGAGAAACAGCAUUCUGUGAGGCUAAGAUUCUUAACAUCCCGGAAAUCAGUGCUAGAUAACAGCGGAUGAAGUUAUACUAAAAAUUCAAUACUAUCAAUCUAAACUGCUCAUAUUUAAAGUUGCAAUAUUCCUUCAAAUUUAUUGAUCACCUGAUAAAUUUUUGUUCAAAGAAAAUCUUUUAUCACCAUCAAUUACCUGUAAACAAACGAUUUUAUCGACCAAUACACCGAUAAUGUGUUUUACACUUAGCACCAAUAUCAAUCAGAUUUAAAAACGUCUGAAAUCAAAUUAUCAUACUGGUAACAAUGUUUUAUGAGAAUGGUGUUGGAAUUGUAGUACAUCUCAUAUAUAUAUAUAUAUAUAAUGUUCUACAAGUCAACGGUUAAAGGCUUGUUCCUGGCUAUAUAUAAAUAGUAUAAGGCAUCGUAGUCCUUCCGAACAAGCAGGAUUACGUGAAGGUGAUCAUGUAUUGGCAAUUAAUGGUGUAGAUGCAUUGGAUAUGUCACAUGCGCAAGCUGUACAAAUCAUUGAUUUUGCAUCCUAUACAUUAGAAAUAAUAGUAGGAAGAUAUGAACGACAUAAAAAUUCAGAAACAGUCUAUAUGGAUAACAAAGCUUUAUUAUCUAAACAAAAACCGCAAGAGAUCACCACAACUGAAUUACAGUUAUUCUGGGAGAAAGAUAUGCCACUGAAACCAGCUCGUCGAAAUUGGCCACCUCCACCAAAACCUGUACAAGAGUACAACAUUCCACCUCAGCCAACAUCAGUACAAUCUAAACGUCCGCCAUUAGUACAAUCUCAUUCAGUUUCAAUACAUGUACCUGCACAAAAACCAGCGGCUAUUCCAACACCACCUCAAGUACAAACAGUACAUAUACCACCUCCAGUACGACAACCAUCAAUUGAUCCACCUAUUAUACCUCAUGAUCCAGAUGUUACAAGUGUUUCUGUGAAACAAUUAAUGCGAGAAUUUGAUGUGCCACCGAUUGCACCAGAGCUUAAAAAAAAGAAUUAUGCUGAUUCAUCAUUCUAUUCUGAUCCAACAAAAUAUUAUCCAACAAUUGAAGAACAAAUUGAAAUGGCAAGGAGAGUUGCGAAUAGUUUACAUGAUCCAUAUAACUUUGAGUCAAAAGGUGCAUGUAUGUUUGAAAAACAAAGGCAACGAGCAGAAAAACACGUGAAAGAAGGUCCAGAACCUCAACCAGAUCCUAUUGAGUUGGCAAGUCCUGAAGAGUUGGAAUAUAUGUCACCUCCUGAAGCACCUCCACCCCCGCCUCCACCACCACCAAGUUUUCCUGGACUUCAACCAACUAAAAAGCCGGUGGUUCCUCCACCCCCACCUAUGACAUUUGCACCAGGUCAGCCUAAAACAGUACAAGAAUUUUUAGAGAAAAUUAAAAUAUUCCCUAAAAAUUUGCACACAGAUUUAGAUCCACAAAAAUGUUUCGAUAUUGCUACAGCUUUAUAUACAUCCGAUAGUCGUGGUGCUAAAAUGUUUGCUAAACGUCAUGCUAGAGCAGUAAAAUGGGAUGCCCAAAAUCCAGAAGAUGGUGAUGAGUCAGGGAAUAGAAUGAAUGUAACAGUAGCAUCUGGUCCUGGACCAACUAUACGUAGUCAUGACCAAUUAAAAGUGCUUUCGAAACUUCCACAAUCAAAAACACAACAACAACUUCAAAUGAAGCAGAGACAACAGCAAGCUCCUGUAAAGCAAAAUAAUAAUAAUAAUAAUAAUAAUAAUAGUAAUAAUGGAGAGUUGGACGCAUAUAGAAAGUCAUCAAUUUCAUUAGCUACGAAUAGUUCGGUAACUACACCAACACCUUUGGACAAUUUGAUUGGUCCCACACCAAAGCCAUUUAUACCAAUGAGUUCAAACAACAAUACACCCUUUGGACAAAUGAAUAACAAUUCUAAUAUUACUAAUGUUAAUAAUAGUAAUAAUAAUAGUAAUACGAUCGAAGCAAACCGUCUAAAUAAUCCAAGUGAAUCUGGUUGGAGACCAGUGAAAUUUCGAAUUGGACAAACUGCAAAUUAA
Schistosoma bovis is the source of this 2730-nucleotide messenger RNA. The record is from the annotation of a GenBank genome assembly. Lineage: Eukaryota; Metazoa; Platyhelminthes; Trematoda; Strigeidida; Schistosomatidae.